AUGAGGAAGAACUAGGGAGGGGACUAGAGCAUAGAAAAGAAAAGGGGAGCAGAUAAUGCAGAACUCAAAUGUCCUCUUUCUAUUUAAUUAACUGGUGUGGCAAGUUCUUAACCUGUUUACAGGGAAACAUUUUAAUUAAAAAAACAAAAUGAUACAAAAUAAACAAGGUAUACAUUAAAUGGACUGAAAACCGGCUAAUUGACAGGUCUCAACAUGCAAUUACAAAUAGGGAAUUAUCAAGCAGGUGAGUUUCUAGUGGGGUCCUGCCAAUCUCAGUUCUUGGGCCUAUGCUAUUUAACAUUUUUAUCAAUGACCUGGAAGAAAAUGUAAAAUCAUCGCUGAGAGAGUUUGCAGAUGAGACAGAUUGGGGGACGUGGUAAAUAAUGAAGAGAACAGGUCACUGAUACAGAGUGAUCUGGAUCACUUGGUAAACUGGGCACAAGCAAACUAUUGUGUUUUAAAACUCAAUAUUAAUGUGAAGUUAUACACCCUGGCUUACAUUCUUUGUUCCUUUCUUACAGGUUGGGGGACUCUAUCCUGGGAAGCAGUGACUGAAAAAUAAUGCAAUUCUUGAAUGUAACGGGUGGGGACUCUUACCUGGCAUGGCACUCCUGCACCAGCUGCAGCUCAGAGCCUGGCUGUGGACAGCACUGGUCCUCUAUGUGUUUGCUGGAUCCUGGAGGCAGACAGAUGGGCAACUUCACACGGAGGACCCUGCUGAUGUGAAUGUGUUUCAUAACAAGCUGGAGGAUGCCAACGUCAUGCUAGAGUUGCUCUGGGAAGGACUGGAGAUUGAGGCUAACGAGACAAUCAGGGUGCAGGAUGAGGAACUGGCCUCUCUGCGCACAGCAAAGCGAUUUCUCCAGAUCUUCCAGCACCAGGUUCCCAAGACAUCAGAAGGGAUCAAGAAGCAGCUGAAACAUCUUUCACAGGCAGAUGCCCCUCUGAGUCUAGUAGAGUUUGAUCAGCUUCUCUUCACCAGCGUUUACUGCGCUUAUCAGAUUCGCUCCAUUCAGGGCCUGGACAAAAAUCUCUGGAUCAGUUUCUUUUCUCAACUAGUUGAUGAAAUCCUCCAUGAUCUCUGCAAGGGAUUCUGCCCUGCAAAUUCCACUCUCUUGGCUUCCUGGCCCUGGAAGGAGAAGCCUUUUUAUUUAACCUUACUGAAAAAGUCAUAUCAUUCCAGCCUGGCCAUGACAAAGAGAGGCACUGAGUAAGGAGACUGACAUGACGAGAUUCAAUUGCAUUCUUGUUACUCUGAGUGCUGCCAGUCAUCCCAGAUUAUGCUGGUUACUGUGCAAAAGUGCCACCAUUCUUCCUCUUUUGCUUUCUGUAUUGUACUGGCAACAUUCUAGGUAUUUAUCCAACCAGGUAUUGUCCCAUCUUUAAACAUGAAACGAGGCCUGGGAUGUCUCCCUAGGAUCUCCAUAGAAGACACACUUCUGAGAUGCACUUCUGCCUUGAUCACUGAUGGCCAUUAGAGAUGCCACAGCACUUUUUCCAGAAGUCCAGGUAUUAGCCUGUGAUGGCUGAAUUCCAUCUCAGAUAAUUCCAUUUUGCCUCCCUAAAUUCCCCAUGGUUGCAGUUGGAUACAGUAUUUUUCCCAUACUACAGUAACUCACUGUACAGCAUAGCUGUGCUGUUCAUACAACUGCUGUGUUCCACUUUAUAAGUGGCUACACUCUGUGGUGAUUCAUACUAAGUUCUGACUCAUUUUAUCUGUCAUCCCAUACCAGGUGCCUGGAACAGUUUCCCAAGUAAUGUGCACCCAUUUCCUUCCAAAAACUCUUGAAAAUGUACUGAUUCCAUGAACCCUUCUGGUAUAGGUAUCAUUCCCCACUUUGUAUUAGUACAGAAUGGGUAUUUGCUUGUCUCUCAUCUACUAAACUUUUGAGGGCAAGGAUCCAGUUAUUUGUUCAGCAGAUUUUACCUCUUCUAGAGAGUCUUCUACAUCUGUGGUACUUUACAAAUAAAGUAAUUGGAACAGUA
Chrysemys picta bellii (western painted turtle) is the source of this 1986-nucleotide messenger RNA. It is a transcript of the gene FAM180B, whose product is annotated as family with sequence similarity 180 member B. Lineage: Eukaryota; Metazoa; Chordata; Testudines; Emydidae. The record is from RefSeq and is a predicted model, not a curated record.